This is a messenger RNA of Aspergillus nidulans FGSC A4, 1322 nucleotides long. RefSeq names its product putative C2H2 finger domain protein. NCBI's taxonomy places the organism in Eukaryota, Fungi, Ascomycota, Eurotiomycetes, Eurotiales, Aspergillaceae. The transcript is spliced from 3 exons. Bases 54 to 1322 code for a protein of 422 amino acids. The record is from RefSeq and is a predicted model, not a curated record. Gene Ontology annotation, cellular component: nucleus. Gene Ontology annotation, molecular function: DNA binding.
CCUCAACGACACUUAUCAGAUUGCACCUUAUUCUAUUUCGUAUCCUUGUCGCGAUGGGAAAGAAAAGACGCAGCCCCACUUUGGAAGAGGUUCUCGCUCGCCCUUGGUGUUAUUACUGCGAGCGCGAUUUCGAUGACCUCAAGAUUCUCAUCUCACAUCAGAAGGCGAAACACUUUAAAUGUGAGAGAUGUGGCAGAAGACUCAAUACAGCAGGAGGGCUGUCUGUUCACAUGAGUCAAGUACACAAGGAGCAACUUACCGCCGUCGACAAUGCACUAUCUAACCGGUCGAGUCUGGAUGUCGAGAUAUUCGGAAUGGAGGGUGUUCCAGAGGAUGCCAUUCAAUCGCAUAACCAGCGCGUUAUUGCUCAAUUCCAGCAAUCAGAGGCAGAGCGACAGGCAAUAACGGGAAACCCGCCGUCCGGAGCAUCGAGCUCCAGCGGCCAACCUGCAAAGAAACCAAAGGUUGAGAACAUAUCAGAUUUGAAGAAGCGACUCGCAGAGCACAAGGCGAAGAAAGCGGAGGCCCGAGCUGGAGGAAGCAGUGGCGAAGCAACUCCUGUCGGUGCAGGCCAGACUCCCAAUGUGCCCGGAUUCGCACAACAACCAACGACUGUUGCUCCUACGCAAACGUUUUCUUACCCUCAACCGUAUGGCGGGGCUGGUUCCCCUUACCAGGCAACGGCAAGUCCUGUUUACCCAAAUUAUUCCCCCGGGCAACCGCAGUUCCCUACUCCUACGCAAUACUCUACUCCUGCUGGUUACUCGCCCCAACCAGUUCCAGUUUUUGGAAACACACCGCCGCAGUUGCAACAACAGCCGCCUCCGGCGGUCAACAGCCCGCAAACCACAUUUGCGCCUCGAUCGGGAAGCCUACCCACGGCGCCGAGUCUCCCGCAACGACCCGCUGUCGGUGCUCCUCAAGUCAACGCAUAUCAGUUACAACAGAUGCAUAUGGGCCACCCUCUUCCGGGGACGGCUGUGCCCGGCCCUGCCAAUGGCGAGAAGCCCGAAGCUACGGCGAUUUCGUCUUCGAUUGACGAUCUUAUCUCUGGAGCUGCCAAACAAGCUGAUCAGGCGGCGGCAGCGACCGCCAAACCUGCGGAGAGCGCAGAGGAAAAACCGAGUAAGAAAGAUAAGUCGAAGCAGUCACGGUUGGUGUAUUCAGAUAACGAGACCAGCCCGGAGGAGAAGAUGGCAAGAUUGCCAAGGUACGCAUUCAAUCCUGAUCAUCGGACGGAGACGACGCUUCAAGAGCUUCCUGCGUCAGUAGUCGUCGGGCAAGUUCCCAUGUCAGAGGCCACGGUCAUGCCGACGCCAUGA